This is a messenger RNA of Salvia hispanica, 1592 nucleotides long. RefSeq names its product coenzyme F420 hydrogenase family / dehydrogenase, beta subunit family (gene HCAR). NCBI's taxonomy places the organism in Eukaryota, Viridiplantae, Streptophyta, Magnoliopsida, Lamiales, Lamiaceae. The record is from RefSeq and is a predicted model, not a curated record. Gene Ontology annotation, cellular component: chloroplast. Gene Ontology annotation, molecular function: 7-hydroxymethyl chlorophyll a reductase activity. Gene Ontology annotation, biological process: chlorophyll cycle.
AUCAUCAGCUCAGUUUACCAGUCUCUGAGUGUUGCCAUUGCUACAAGCCUACAACCUACACUACAGCUAUGGCUGCCGGAAUCCUCCACCAUAAUCCCUUCUCCCUCUCCAUAGUUUCACACUCUUCUACAGAAGGUACAACCUCCAACUCUCCCAAGCUGAGAGGCGAUUGGAGGCAAAAAUCUAGACCAAUUCCCCCUGGUGGGACCUACCCCGCCAAGGAUCAUUGCAGCCGCUGCGGGCUAUGCGAUACGUACUACAUUGCCCAUGUGAAGAACGCUUGUGCUUUUCUUGGAGAUGGCAUGUCUAGAAUCGAAGUUCUCGAACCAAAGGUCCAUGGCCGAGGCAGGAAAAUUGAUUCACUGGAUGAGACUUAUAUGGGUGUUUAUGAGGAUCUACUAUAUGCUCGCAAAAAACAACCUGUAGAGGGGGCCCAGUGGACGGGCAUAGUGACCACAAUUGCUAUGGAAAUGCUCAGAACUGGCAUGGUCGAAGCUGUUGUAUGUGUGCAGAGUGAUCCAGAAGAUAGAUUUACUCCUAGACCUGUAUUGGCAAGGACUCCAGAGGAAGUGCUUGCUGCCAAAGGAGUUAAACCAACUCUCUCUCCUAAUCUUGAUACUCUUGCACUAGUUGAGGCUGCUGGUGUAAAACGUCUACUUUUCUGUGGUGUUGGCUGCCAAGUGCAAGCCUUAAGAUCAGUGGAGCAUCAUCUGAAUCUGGAAAAGCUUUAUGUUCUAGGAACUAAUUGCGUGGAUAAUGGAACCCGAGAAGGCUUAGACAAAUUUCUGAAGGCUGCUAGCACUGAACCCGAAACUGUACUUCAUUAUGAAUUUAUGCAAGAUUACAAGGUUCACUUGAAGCAUUUAGACGGUCAUAUUGAAGAGGUCCCAUAUUUCUCUCUCCCAGCCAAUGAGUUAACGGAUGUGAUUGCUCCUUCUUGCUACAGUUGUUUUGACUACACAAAUGGUUUAGCGGAUUUGGUAGUAGGUUACAUGGGCGUACCCAAAUAUGCCAGAGUUAGCAUGACACAACAUCCACAAUACGUCACUGUUAGAAACGAACGUGGAAAGGAGAUGCUAAAUUUGGUGAAAGAUCUUCUGGAAAUCACCCCCACAAUUAGUUCGGGUAACAGACGUCCAUUCGUAACUGAAACUGUGAAAGCUGAUGAUAAUGCUAAGUUAGGCAAAGGUCCAUCUCAGCCUGCUCCAAAACUUGUCGGUGACCUAAUAGCGUUUAUCUUGAACCUGGUUGGCCCUAAAGGUCUUGAAUUUGCUCGCUAUUCGCUGGACUACCACACCAUCAGAAACUACCUUCAUGUCAAUCGAGCAUGGGGAAAAGAAAGAGCCGAGAAGCACAUGCCGUCGUAUGCAAAGAAACUAGUGUCCAUGUACAACCAGAACGGAGAAAUCGAUCAGAUGCUAUCGAAUAAGUGAUGUUCAGAGCAAUAUUUGGAUGUAAAGUGCAAUUCCUUGUAUGUCAAUGUCAUCUCAACUGAUAGGUUUGAAAACUGCAGAAUAUGUGUUGGAAACAUACUAUUUUGAGUAAAGAAUUUGAUGAGCUAUAAAUGAUGAAGAUUGUAUGAUUAGAGCUAA